Messenger RNA from Dendronephthya gigantea, 1440 nucleotides. RefSeq names its product ras-related protein RABA2a-like. Gene Ontology annotation, biological process: exocytosis. The record is from RefSeq and is a predicted model, not a curated record. Gene Ontology annotation, cellular component: recycling endosome. NCBI's taxonomy places the organism in Eukaryota, Metazoa, Cnidaria, Anthozoa, Malacalcyonacea, Nephtheidae. The transcript is spliced from 3 exons. Gene Ontology annotation, molecular function: GTPase activity; GTP binding. The coding region runs from base 434 to 1102 and encodes 222 amino acids.
AAUCACGUAUAUUCGUGGCUUGAAAUCAUCUAAAAUUUCGUGAACUUUUUGAUAAGGCCUUUCGGUCUGACACGAUUUGUUUAGCAUGCAAGUAUGGAUGCUUUGCGUUCUGAACAGCGUUCAAAAGGAAACCUAAGAUAUAUAUUGCAAUCGUAUUUUUUGAUAUUUCGGUCGUGUUGUCAAUUCAAGUGCUUUAAAAACAUGGACUUAUUUGAAUAUUCAAAUGAGAUGCUAGUAUUAUUACGUCUAUCAAUACGAGCGUCGACUGACUUGGCAGGCGUUUAGCAUCGGGGAAGAAACACACAAUAUAUCAACACUUUCCGACUUAUUUGGCGGCUCGUGUCUUGCGAGGCCCAGCGAUCUGCUGUUGACAAAAACCUGGAUAGCUUAGAGGGCUUUUAAGCUCAAUAGAAACGAACGUUAUCGUGUUGUUAUGUCGAAAGACGACGAGGAGACAUACACGUAUUUAUUUAAAGUUGUCCUGAUAGGCGACAGCGGAGUUGGCAAGUCCCAGCUUUUGACAAGGUACACAAAGAAUGAUUUUCAACUGAGCUCAAAACCAACCAUUGGCGUGGAACUCGCUCAUGAAGAUAUAGAAAUUGAUGGAAGAAUCAUUCGUGCUCAGAUCUGGGACACAGCAGGCCAAGAACGAUAUCGGGCGAUCACAAGUGCGUAUUAUCGCGGGGCACUUGGCGCCAUUAUAGUGUACGACAUUACAAACACGAAGAGUUACGAGAAUGUCGAAUUAUGGGUCGACGAGUUACGACAGCAUACGGACGAUAAAAUCGUUUUAAUGCUUGUUGGCAAUAAGGUCGAUUUGCGCCAUUUGCGCGCGGUCGAAAAGGAGACUGCGUCGAGUUAUGCCGUUGAAAACAAAAUGCACUUCGUAGAAACGUCGGCUCUGAACGCGAUGAAUGUCGACGUUGCUUUUGAGAGCACUUUGCGCAAAAUCUACGAAAUUGUUCGCGAACAGGAGAGCGAUCGGAACGAGGCCGAGAAUGAACAGGCAUCGAUGCUGAAUAAAAAAAUGAACGGAGAGAGUUCGGUUCGCUUAAAGGAGGAUGCCAACACAGAUAAAGUUCGGCCAUCUUGUUGUUCGUAAUCACGGGGUAUCGUUCGCUCUUUGGUGAGAAGUUGUAUCAUUAAAGUAAAGUUAAAACUGAUUUCGACGCUAUUUUGCUUCGCAAAAACGGGCAAAGAUGAACGAAUGUUUUGAAACUAUAUGUGCAGUUUACAUCUGGGAUAACGGCAUCGCUGGUUUACGUGUCUGCACGAAAGCCUGUAUGCUCGGAAGUUGACGGAGAACGACGUUGUCCGGCGCACUGGUGUCGCUGUCCAGGUUCAAUAUGUGGAACAUAAAUGUCAGAAACUAAUAUAGGAUGAAUUUCCUCUGGCCAUGGAUAUGUGAAUUCUUGUAUUGUAAAGUCUUAUCUCAUUAAA